Exophiala oligosperma is the source of this 2181-nucleotide messenger RNA. RefSeq lists its product as uncharacterized. The transcript has a single exon. The coding region runs from base 253 to 1923 and encodes 556 amino acids. Gene Ontology annotation, cellular component: membrane. The record is from RefSeq and is a predicted model, not a curated record. Gene Ontology annotation, biological process: lipid metabolic process. NCBI's taxonomy places the organism in Eukaryota, Fungi, Ascomycota, Eurotiomycetes, Chaetothyriales, Herpotrichiellaceae. Gene Ontology annotation, molecular function: oxidoreductase activity, acting on paired donors, with oxidation of a pair of donors resulting in the reduction of molecular oxygen to two molecules of water.
CUCAUUCCACCACCGCCAUUUCACUGCCACUGUCACUUUCUGUCAGUCACGUUACGAAUACUGUGCACGUUGCAUAAAAUCACACUACUCUCCCCCCUCCCCCUUGUGGACCACUACAGUUCUACGAAUACGUACACCUACCUAGGUGAAGACCAGCAGACCGCCAAUUCGCUCCUUUUUGGUCUGCAUAUCAUGCUCGCUCUGUCACCCUGAGAUUCGUUCCCUCGAGGUGUUUGUUUCACCGACUGCAAAAUGGCCACGACUACCUCCCCCAGAGACCGAGUAUGGUCUCGAAGAGAAAUCGAAGGACUGAUAGCAGAUGGUCGAAAGAUUUUCAUACUUGACGGUCAGGUGGUCAAGGCUGAUGCCUGGUGCCCGUUUCACCCUGGAGGAGACAAAGCUAUUCGGCACAUGGUUGGAAGAGAUGGGACAGACGAGGUUCGAGCAUUACAUUCACUCGACGCUCAAGCACGCAUGCGGAAAUAUGUUAUUGGGAGAAUCGAGGGUCGUUGGAUCAAUUUCACACCUCCGAUUCAGGGCGGACAUUUCAGGCCGCUGGCCGGAAACGAAGAUCAAGAGGAUGAUACAGGCUCCCAGACCGAUGGCGAUUUGAGUAGUCGCUCAAACACCAGUGUGCCACCGUCUCCCAUCUUCGACGCAGUAGAUGCCAAAGUUCGCAAGACCGAGGGCGGUUCAUCUGUCUACACGACCUCCGCCAAAGACACCGCCGACGUCCAAACAAAUCCCAUCGAAGCAAAGCUUUCUGCAGAGAGGGCUUCUGACAUUUUAAAGUAUCCAUCCCUGGACUACGCUUCUCAGGAUAAGAUCAUCGCCAAAUACCGAGAGCUCGAUGCACGCAUCAAAGCUGCCGGACUGUACGAUUGCACAUAUUCAUCCUACGCCAUCGAAGCGUGUCGAUACUCACUCUUGAUCGCCGGGUUUCUCGUCGCCCUGCAUUAUGGGCACUACGCUAUCGCUGGCAUCUGCCUCGGAGCAGUCACCCAUCAACUUUCGUUCACUGUCCACGAUGCCGGCCACAUGGGAAUCACGCAUAACUUCCAUGUCGACACUUGUAUUGGUAUCUUCAUCGCCGAUUUCCUGGGAGGUUUGUCGGUCGGCUGGUGGAAAUGGAAUCACAAUAUCCACCACAUCGUCACGAACUCUCCUGAACACGACCCCGAUAUCGAGCAUAUGCCGUUCUUCGCCAUCUCAACCCGCUUUUUCGACAGUCUCCGUUCGACAUUUUACGAACACGUCAUGCACUUUGACGCGUUCUCCAAGUGGAUGAUUUCGGCGCAGCACUGGCUGUACUAUCCCUUGCUCUUGUUUGGCCGAUUCAACCUCUACCGUCUGUCGUGGAUGUAUCUCAUCCUUGGCCAAGGGCCCAGGAAGGGCCCUGCGUGGAAAUAUCGGUACUUGGAGAUUGCGGGAAUCAUUUUCUUCUGGACCUGGUAUGGGUACGGUGUUGUGUACUGCUCCAUCCCCAACAACUGGGAUCGAUUUGUGUUCUUCAUGCUCUCGCACAUGGUCACAAUGCCUCUGCACCUCCAAAUCACACUGUCCCAUUUCGCCAUGUCAACUGCGGACUUGGGCGUGCAUGAAUCAUUUGCACAGAAGAUGCUUCGUACGACAAUGGACGUCGACUGUCCUACCUGGUUGGACUUCUUCCACGGCGGCCUGCAGUUCCAGGCCGUCCACCACCUGUUCCCGCGCAUCCCGAGACACAACUUGCGCAAGGCACAGGACUACGUCCGGGAGUUUUGCGAAGAAACCAAUAUUCCGUACGUGAUCUAUGGCUUUGGCGAGGGCAACAAAGAGGUCAUUGGACGCCUGGGAGAGGUGGCUAAGCAAGUCAAGGUUUUUGAAGAGUGCAAAAAGGCCUGUGUCAAGGACAUCGCUGAAGGGCGUGGUCUUGAUCACUGAGCGAAAGAAGAUUUGGGGGUAGGAGUAGACUUUCCUGUCCUGGCGUUUUUGGAAGUCUGGUGUGGCGGCAUGGCUUGUUUCCUGACGCAGGUAAUUCACGUUUCUAGCCUACCUAAGGUAGGUAAAGAAGCGUAUCAUAAUGAUCAGAUGAGGCCAAGAUUAGAUAUAUUUAUACAUAUAUAAAAUUACAACAAAUGUACAUAGGAUAGGUUAUUGCAUCCUAGCAAGUCUUUAGGAAUGAAUGAAGGAAUAGCAAAG